AUGGUUGUGAUGGAUUACUUCACUAAGUGGCAAGAAGUCUUCGGCAUUCCAAAUCAAGAAGCUUCAAAAGUUGCAGAUAAACUAGUUCAUGAAGUCUUCUGUCGUUUUGGAGUACCCUUAGAGAUUCACAGCGAUCAAGGAAGGAAUUUCGAGUCUCAAAUAUUCCAGGAAACUUGCAGAGUUAUGGGUGCUCAUAAAACACGAACAAAUUCUUACCACCCACAAUCUGAUGGAAUAGUAGAACGAUUUAAUCAGACAUUGGAAAGGUACCUGGCAAAAGUUGUGGAAAAACGGCAACGAGACUGGGACAGGCACAUACAACCGUUUCUGUUGUCAUAUCGAAGCGCUGUUCACGAAAGUACAUCAUUGACGCCAGCUUUCGCAAACUUUGGGAGAGAAUUACGGCUGCCUGCAGACCUGACCACCGGAAUACCACCAGAUGCCCCACGCAGUAUAACCGAUUAUACAAAUGACUUGCGGAACAAAAUGAAUGACAUUUAUGAGCACAUCAGACAGACGGGCCAGCAAACGUCUGAGAAGAUGAAAACACGGUAUGACCGCAAAAUGAACAACAAGGGGUUUGAUGAAGGUUCUCUAGUGUGGUUACACAAUCCAGUUCGCAGCAAAGGGAAAUCUCCUAAGCUUCAAGCUAAAUGGGACGGACCGUACCGGAUUGUGACAAGGAUCAAUGACGUAACCUACCGGAUACAGAAAGGUGCCAGAGGUACUCCUAAGAUUGUCCAUGUAGAUCGACUGGCGCGUUAUUAUGGGGCCAAUAAUGCUCGGGACGAGCAUGUCUUAGGAGGGGGCAGUGUUGCGCGCCACUAUUAA
Molecule: messenger RNA, 831 nt
Organism: Parnassius mnemosyne (clouded apollo)
Lineage: Eukaryota; Metazoa; Arthropoda; Insecta; Lepidoptera; Papilionidae
Source: the annotation of a GenBank genome assembly